Protopolystoma xenopodis is the source of this 228-nucleotide messenger RNA. Lineage: Eukaryota; Metazoa; Platyhelminthes; Monogenea; Polystomatidea; Polystomatidae. The record is from the annotation of a GenBank genome assembly.
AUGUCAGCGCCUCUGCAGUGUCCUGACCCCACAGCCCUACUGCCGCAAGAAGCGAUGACUAGCUUUACAGGCCUACCGAGUCCUGGGAUGCUCGUAGGUCCUGCCUAUGGGCUCGGACAACAUUCCGGGCCCGAAAUGGCGACUUCCUCUGCAGGGGCGGUAGCAGUACCCGUCUGUGCCGGGGUAAACCAACGCUGCCAGAUUUGUGGGGAUAAGGCAACCGGUUAG